ACAAAAAGGGCCGAUUUAUGACUGUAAUAAAUGAAACAGCCUAUGAAUCUGUAUACUAGAAACACCAAAUAAAAAAUCUUUUACAACAAGCUAGAUACAGUAGGUAAAAAAACCCCGUAACAUACAAAUAAAUAAUUAAAUUGUAAAAAUUCGGAAAUAAUAAAGGAGAUACAAAUAAUUAUAUUGUAAAAUUAUAUAUUUCCAUGUUAAAUUUACGAGACAAUCACGUGGCGGCUCAGUAAAACUGCCAAAUCAGUUGAAAUGGUUUACGGCGCAUGUCUUCGGCUAUUUUUAGAAUGAAGAAAUUCAUAUCGUGUUCGAAUCUUGUUCUCCAGACGGAAUUUGCGCCUGGACACCGCGUGAUCUACAUCGAUAUGAAUGUUGAAAGUGUUUGUAGACUGUGCUCUUCUAACAGUGAAAACAAUAAACUUUUUUGUGUUUUUAGUUGUUAUGUUGGAAAUAAAAGGAAAAGUGUUAGGGAUAUUAUAUCGACAAUUAUCGGAAUAGAGAUAAAUAAAGAGGAUACAAUAUCUCAAAAGAUAUGUACGAGUUGUGGAAAACACCUUGUACAAUUGUAUAAAUUUCGUGAAAAAUCUCUGAAAAAUGACAGGUUCUUAAGGGAACUUCAGAAAAAAACCGCCGAAAAAAACAUAAUUCACAAUAGCGUCGUUCAACUUUUUAAAACUUACCCUUAUCUCAAAUUACCUAACGAUAGUUUGAAUUUAGAUUUUUCGCCAAUCGUAGAAAUGGAUUUAAACGAAGUCGAAAAUUAUUUCGAAAGUAAAAAUAUCCGUUUGAAAAAUCACAUUCGAAGGGUAAUGGAGGACAAAAAAAUCAAAGAAGCCGUUUCUCCAAUAAAUAUCAAAUUUAGAUUAGAUAAAUCAGCUUACGAAAUUAUUCGUAAACCCCUGUAUUAUACAGUAGACGACGAAGGGAAACUUCAAAACGAAAUAAUAGAUCUUAUAUCAUCAUCCCCUUCUAUAAGUGAUACAAUUAAUAAUAGAAAAAGAAAAAUUGACGACGAUAUAAAUAUUUAUUUGCAAAAUGAAAAAAUAGAUUCAAAAAAAUUUCAAAAUAUUGAUAACUCCAAAAUAACACCAAAUGUCAUUUCUAACCCCACACUCACAGAAAAUAUAAACAAAAAUAUUUUAAACGUCGAAAAUAAUCAAGAUAAAACUUUUUCGUAUCCCCCCGUAAAACAAUUUAUUAAACCUCAAAACGAACCAACAUUUUGUUGCCAUUUUUGUCGAAAUACAUUCGAAACAAAAACAUUCACAAUUCAUUACAAAGCAUGCGCAAUAAACAAUAUGCCCGACGUAUUAGUGGAUAAAUUAGAAAAUAAUAAAACCGCUGAAACAAUGUACCGUCGAGCUAUAUCUAAUCUUACAGAACCGGUAAUCGAAAUUACGAAUAGUACCUAUUCUAAUAUUAAUUAUGACAUUGAAACACGACAAUUAAUUCGACAAUUAUUAACAAUCGAUAAAAAUUUACGUCCAGCUGAACGAGACACUCAAACCGAUUUAAAACCGAACGAAACCGAUUUAGAAUCGAUUAAUACCGAACAUGGUAUAACAUCAUCGGUUAUAUUAAAAAAUUUCAAACCAUAUCUCGAUUUAUAUAAAAUUCCAGUAUCGAUUAAUAUCGGAAACAAAUUAUCUGUCAAAUAUAGUUAUAAAAACCCGCCUGAAACGAUACGAAAAUUUAAAGAUUGGAAUAACCUCACUCCCAUAGAUGUUAAAAUUACUAAAGAAACUAAGGAAUUGAAACAAAGUCAAGAAGCGGGACUAUUAGAAAAUUUAGAUACUAUUAAGAAACUUCUCGAUUCGGUUGACACUAGUGCUACGAUGCACGACAACGUUGCCGAGUCUCAUUCAUCGACUGAAAAUAUCGUAUCUACAAAUAUUAAUCUAAACGUACCUAGCUUCGGUUUAAGAUACGAGUUGGAACAAAAUCACGAUGAUAUUGUAAAACCUCAAAAUAUACAAUUUCCAUCGUAUUCUCCAUGUACUAAAGAUAAUUUUUAUGAUUAUCGAAACUAUAAUAAUUCAUCGAACUGUCUACCUCCUGGAUACACGAAUGAAUCUCAAAAUGGUAUGUUGUACGAUCAACAUUUUGACAAAUAUCCAAAUGUAACUUCGAACGUUAAUAAUCAAAUUCCGAUUCGUAAUUCUAAUAAAAUUUGGUAUCCUCCAUUACCUUCUCACAACUUUAUUCCUAGUAUAGAAACGAAACAAACCGUGUUCCAGUUAAAUCCGAAUAGAAUGCAACCCGUAAUACAGAGAAUACGUAAUGAUAAUUAUCAUUUGAAUUCUGCGCAAUCGAAUAUGUAUAGUGGUUCGUCUAAUAAUACGUAUUAUAAUAAUUAUCAACAAAACGCAAAUCGUGGUUAUAGUGUUAAUAAUAACGGAAGUGGUAAAAUAGUUACGCAAAUGCAUUACAGGGAUGCUCAAUAUUCGAGACACAAUUUAAACCAAAAUUGUAUUAAUAAUAAUUCUUCCAGUAUUAGAGUUCGACCGAUUAGUGAUUUAAAAUGAAAAUAAAAGUUGGAAUUUCAUUUAUAUCAAAUUGAUAGAUUUUGUUUUUGGUUCUGGAAAUAAUUUUGAAUAUAUAGGGUGAUUAGUUAUUUUAAAGUUGUUUGACAUAAUAUAGGGAUGUUUUUGAAAACAUUAACAUAAAUAUAGAGUUAAUUUCGAUAACCUUUUCAAUAUAUUUUAUAUAUAUAGGGUAGUUUAAGAGAUUUUAAAGAAAUUUGACGUAUAGGGUGAAUUUUUGAGACGUUUUCAAGACACUUGACAUAUACAGGGUGAAUCUCUUGAGACAUUUUGAAGUAACUUGACAUAUAUGGUGAAUUUGACGUAUAGGGUGAAUUUUUGAGACGUUUUCAAGACACUUGACAUAUACAGGGUGAAUCUCUUGAGACAUUUUGAAGUAACUUGACAUAUAUGGUGAAUUUGACGUAUAGGGUGAAUUUUUGAGACGUUUUCAAGACACUUGACAUAUACAGGGUGAAUUUCUUGAGACAUUUUGAAGUAACUUGACAUAUAUGGUGAAUUUGACAUAUAGGGUGAAUUUUUGAGACGUUUUCAAGACACUUGACAUAUUUAGGGUGAAUUUCUUGAGACAUUUUGAAGUAACUUGACAUAUAUGGUGAAUUUGACGUAUAGGGUGAAUUUUUGAGACGUUUUCAAGACACUUGACAUAUACAGGGUGAAUUUCUUGAGACAUGUUGAAGUAACUUGACAUAUAUGGUGAAUUUGACGUAUAGGGUGAAUUUCGGAAACGUUUUCAAAUAAUUUGAAAUAUAUAGGGUGAACAUGGAAAACGUUUCCAAAGAAAUUAACAUAUAUAUGGUGAUUCUGAGAAAUUUCACGGAAAUUUGACAUAUAGGGUGAGUUCUUGAGAUAUUUUCGAUGCUCUUGACCUAUAUAGGGUGAAUCUCUUGAGACAUUUAAAAGGAACACUUGACAUUUAUGGUGGAUUUGAGUUUUAAACGAAUUUGACAUAUAUAGGGUGAAUUUUGCGACAUUUUAAGGAAAUUUGACGUAUGGGGUUAAUCUCUGAGAGGUUUUAAUUGUACUUAAUAAAAAAUUAUUGAGUUUCGUUGAUAUAAAAUAUGUUCGUUCUCCUACUACUUCCGGUUGAACCGUAUUUGGCAUCAGCGCAUACAUUGACUUUAAUAAGAUAUCGAGAGUUAUCUUUCGAGUGUUGGUUCCAUCAAUUUAUCUUUACUCCUAUACGUAAUCGACUUUAGAAAUACUAUAUUUGAUAAAUACAAAUAUUUAAUACCAAACAACCUCGAAAAAUUCAUAAAAAUCCCAAAUAAUAAGUUUUUCCGUAGAAUUAGUAGACUUGGCAACGCUGUUUAAGUGCUAUAAUCAUAAGAACGCGACGUACCACAAAACUAAACGCACGCGCGUUAUUUGACCUUGAGUACAACCGAAUAUACCGAGAGCAUAAGUUUAAAAACUACACUGAGAUAAAUAAAUAUUUUUUUAUAUGGUAAUGUAUUGUUGAAUGGUUUUUGUAAAUUCGACAUACUUGUUUUUAUACUUCGUGUUUGUCAAAUUUCUGCCAUAACUUAAUUAUAUAAUAAUUAAGCACCUUGUAUAACGUAUCGUUUAAUUUUCUACGUAAAUGUUGAUGAUGAUGAUAAAGCUUUUAACAAGAAAUCAUAAUUUUUGUCAACAAUGCUUUUUUUUUUUGUUAAUAAAGCUGAAUAAUCAUUUUUAAAAAGAAAACCGAUAUCAUAUGGAUAUGAUAGUACGGGCGAUUGGUUCGUUUGAGUUAAUUAGAUGUAGAUACUUUCCAUUAUUGUUUUUUGGUGGAAAAGUUCUGGUUCGAAUCCGCCAAAUUAUGGAUACUGUCGUAUAAAAAUUUGGGAAAAUGUUUCUAUAUAUUCUAAUUUUUAUAUUUUUGUUAUUUUUUUAUUUUAUAUUUUUAUAAGACUGUUAAUUUUGUAUAAAUAAAACUUGAUAUUUA
Molecule: messenger RNA, 4479 nt
Organism: Diorhabda carinulata
Lineage: Eukaryota; Metazoa; Arthropoda; Insecta; Coleoptera; Chrysomelidae
Exons: 3
Coding region: 276-2534 (752 amino acids)
Cellular component (GO): nucleus
Molecular function (GO): zinc ion binding
Source: RefSeq, a predicted model, not a curated record